Xyrauchen texanus (razorback sucker) is the source of this 510-nucleotide messenger RNA. RefSeq names its product core 1 synthase, glycoprotein-N-acetylgalactosamine 3-beta-galactosyltransferase 1b (gene c1galt1b). Gene Ontology annotation, molecular function: N-acetylgalactosaminide beta-1,3-galactosyltransferase activity. The record is from RefSeq and is a predicted model, not a curated record. Lineage: Eukaryota; Metazoa; Chordata; Actinopteri; Cypriniformes; Catostomidae. Gene Ontology annotation, cellular component: membrane.
AUGUCUCUGCCCAAACCUGAAAAUCUGAUGAAAAGGGUCCAGUACAUCCGUGCCAUCUGGCCAAAACACUGUAACCAGGUGCUGUGCAUGAGCUCCCAAAGCUCAGACUUCCCCACAGUGGGGCUCAACAUCACAGAAGGCCGAGAAUAGCUCUUCUGGAAGGCCAUCCGCGCUCGUUCUGACUGGUUUCUCAAACCAGAAGAUGACACAUUUCUGGUGAUGGAAAACCUGAGAUACCUACUUUCCAAACACAACGAGAAGCCUGUUUAUUUCGGCCAUGGGUACCUGACAUUUGUAAAGGAGGGUUAUAUGAUCGGAGGCGGAUAUGUGUUGAGCCAAGAGGCUCUGCGGAGAUUUGUGCAAGGUUUCAGCCCGUUGAAGGAUAUGGCCUUGGGCAGGUGUGUGGAGAUCACGAAAGUGGAGGCAGGGGAAUCAAGAGAUUCAAACUAACGAGAAAUGUUUAAUCCUUUCAACUAAGAACGUCAUCUCAUUUACAGAAUAUGGUUUUGA